Molecule: messenger RNA, 1369 nt
Organism: Eublepharis macularius
Lineage: Eukaryota; Metazoa; Chordata; Lepidosauria; Squamata; Eublepharidae
Product: 17-beta-hydroxysteroid dehydrogenase type 6-like
Exons: 5
Coding region: 129-1076 (315 amino acids)
Source: RefSeq, a predicted model, not a curated record
CAGUUGCUCUCCCUAAGCAAAACUGCGCAAGGCAGAGAGACGAGCAGGCUGGAAAGGGACAGAAGCUUUUGUUCUCUUUGCAAGCCACGGGAUCUGGUGCAAGCGUCAAUCAGUUCCAGCUUUGAGCCAUGUGGUUCUUCCUGGCUGCCCUGCUGGGCCUCUACUUCCUUCGCCGAUGGUACCGGGAGAGACAGACUGUAGAGAACCUGACACAGAAAUACGUCUUCAUCACCGGCUGCGACUCUGGCUUUGGGAACCAGCUUGCCAGGCAGUUGGAUCUGAAGGGCAUGAGGGUCUUGGCGGGAUGCCUCACCCAGCAGGGGGCUGAGGACCUGGAGAAGGCCACCUCUGACCGCUUGAAAACCACCAUCCUGGACGUGACCAGCACAGAGAGUGUUGCUGCGGCGGCCGAGUGGGUGAAAGGAUGCGUGGGGGACAAAGGGCUCUGGGGCGUAGUAAACAAUGCAGGCACAGGUGUACCAGUAAGUCUCAAUUCAUGGCUGAAUAAGAAAGACUUCAUGAAAGUCAUAGAUGUCAACCUGCUUGGAGUGAUUGACGUCAGCUUGCAGAUGUUGCCUCUGGUGAAGAAAGCCAGAGGAAGGGUUGUGAAUGUGGCCAGCUCAAUGGGAAGAUUGGCGUGCUUCGGGGGAGGUUACUGCCCAUCCAAGUUUGGUGUGGAAGCGUUCUCUGACAGUCUGAGGAGAGAGCUCCAACCUUUUGGGCUCCAUGUCUGUAUUAUUGAGCCAGGUGGUUUUAAGACACCCAUUGUGGACUCAGUCCUACAAGGCUUCAAGGAUGCAUGGAAUCGAGUGCCUUCCGAUAUCAAAGUACAAUACGGGCAGCAAUAUUUUGAGUCCUAUCAAAAACAAAUGGAAGAGCUCAUCCUGGAAGGCAGCAACAACCUCUGCUUGGUCACUGAUUCCAUUGAACAUGCUCUGACGUCCUGCCACCCUCGCACUCGUUACUCUCCAGGCUGGGAUGCUAAGCUCUUCUACAUUCCCGUCUCCUACUUACCAACCUCAGUAGCAGACUAUAUACUGACCCGCAAUGUGCCCAAGCCAGCUCAGGCAAUAUAGUUUAUUUUCUAGAAAGAGCAUUGCCAUUUUCUGAACAAGCCAAUAAACUAUGGAAUGGCUAAAACUGACAUUGCAUCUUUUGAAACCCUUCUCAGAUAAAGCCUAAUCAAACUAAGAUUUUUUUUCUUAAUGAUUUUAAUUUGUCCUUUCAGUUUCUAUGCUGUUAUCUCAUCCAGCUUAUUCAUGUCACUGUGGCCAUGACUAAGAAUAUAUAUAACUAUUUAUGAAACCACCAAACUUAUGAACUAUUCUGUAACCAAUAUGCUAUUCAAAACUCUGCAACCAUCACACUU